Spinacia oleracea (spinach) is the source of this 2177-nucleotide messenger RNA. RefSeq names its product mitochondrial arginine transporter BAC2. Gene Ontology annotation, biological process: transmembrane transport. The transcript is spliced from 2 exons. The record is from RefSeq and is a predicted model, not a curated record. Gene Ontology annotation, molecular function: transmembrane transporter activity. The coding region runs from base 593 to 1555 and encodes 320 amino acids. Lineage: Eukaryota; Viridiplantae; Streptophyta; Magnoliopsida; Caryophyllales; Amaranthaceae.
CCCAAACAAAUUUGCACCGUGAUCAAUUUUGGCUUCUUUCUUUCCCAAUUCCCAUUUUUGGAGAGCUUUUCUCCCUCUUUUGAAUGCACCACUUUUCAAUUUCAACUGAUUUCUUGAAAAAAAAAAACAUUUUUAAUAUUAAAUUAAAUUAAAAAGCUUGAAUCUUUUCACUUAUAAAUAAGAGUUAAAAAAAAGUGAAGAAGAUUCACAAAACCCAGAAACUAAAAACAGAUAUUGAAAGUUCUGAUUUUUUUAAAUUUUUCUGCCAAAUUUUUAGAUGGGUAUUCCUUAAAUUUGUUUAAUCAACCAAAAAAGAAAUACGCAUCUAUAAAUUUCAUCUGGGUCAUCUUUAUUUUUGCUGAUUUUUAUUAAAAAGUAAGUGAUUUUGAAGAAUUUGUUUACAAAAAGCUGGUUUAUAAGAAAAACAGGGUGGGUUUAUUAGGUGGAAGUUAUUAAAUUUGUUAAAAUAGCCCAACAAAAAUUUUCCAAGAAUUUCAUCUGAAAUUUUAAAGAAUUAAUAAAAAAAAAAGCUAAGAUUUUAAAGGAAAAAGGGUGGAUUGAUUAAAGUUUUGAAUUUUAUUGGGGUUGGGGAAUGCAAAGAGAGAUUAACAUGGAAUUUUGGCCAGAAUUUCUAGCAAGCAGUUGGGGAAAAGAAUUUGUGGCAGGUGGGUUUGGUGGAAUCGCCGGAGUUGCCGCCGGAUAUCCGUUGGAUACGCUAAGAAUCCGGCAACAGAGUUCAAGUUCCGGUGGUGCAAUUAAUAUUUUCCGGCGAAUUCUUGCCACCGAAGGACCCUCUGCUUUUUACAGGGGUAUGGGUGCUCCCUUAGCCUCUGUCACUUUUCAGAAUGCGGUGGUUUUCCAAACAUACGCACUCCUAUCACGGGCGUGUGACAAAUCCGUUGAUGAUCCAAGAGAACCUCCUUCGUACAAAGGAGUAGCCUUAGGCGGAGUUGGCACCGGUGCACUUCAAAGUCUUAUACUAAGUCCCGUUGAGCUCCUAAAAAUCCGUCUUCAGUUAAAGCAAACUACCAAUGUGGGACCGAGUACUAAAAACGGUCCAACAAAGUUAGCCAAAACCAUUUACAAAACCGAAGGUCUAAGAGGGUUAUACCGAGGGUUAACCAUCACGGUUCUAAGGGAUGCACCGGCUCACGGGCUAUACUUUUGGACAUACGAGUACAUGAGAGAAAAGCUACACCCUGGGUGUAGGAAAGGCGGUCAAGAGACGUUAAAUACAAUGCUUGUGGCAGGUGGGUUAGCCGGAGUUGCCAGCUGGAUAGCGUGUUAUCCGUUAGACGUGGUCAAGACUAGACUACAAGCACAGACAAAGGGUUCAAUGAAGUAUAGUGGGAUUGUUGAUUGUUUUAGGAAGAGUGUUGAGAAAGAUGGUUAUGGUGUUUUGACUAGAGGUUUGGGAACAGCGGUUUGUAGAGCUUUUGUUGUGAAUGGAGCUAUUUUUGCUGCAUAUGAGCUUUCUUUGAGGUGUUUGUUUAGUGGUGUUGGUAAUGAGAGUAUUCAGGCAGCUGAGAGUACACUGAAGGUUUCAGGAUCUUAGGCUCCGUUUGGUUUGGUGUAAAACGUUUUCAGUGCAAAAUGAUUUUUCGUGGAAAACAUUUUUCAAGAGAAAACUCAAUUUCAAACUAGCAACGUAAAAUGAUUGAAAGGGGAAAAUUCGUUUUCCACCCUACCAAACGGAACCUUAAGGUAGCAACACCAUAUAUGAUCAUCUUCAAGUGUUUAAACAGUCUGAUUAACAUAUAUUGGGUAAUUGCAGUGAAAUUCAAAGAUAUCAGGCAUACAGAAAUGUAUGAUUUGUAUUGCUAGAUAAGCCAUGUGCUUGAUUUGCUGCUUCUUGUUCAGAAACCUCUGUCUCUGUUGUAUGAAGAUGCAAGAAAAUGCAAUUGGAAAAAUUGUUGAUGAAUCAAUUUGACAUUGUAAUAUAUUCACAAGUGCAUACAUUUCAACUGGUAUGUUGAUCAGUUGUAUGUAGACCUGGUUAUUGGACAAGGUAGUCCAAAUGUCCAAUGGAUAUAGGAUUAGGGUCAAGUUAAUAGGGCUUUUAUUGGGCAGGACUCUUAUUGGACAGGGCCUUUAUUGGACAAGGUCAUUAUAGGGUCAAACUUAUACUACAAUUAUUUUGAAAAUAAAAAUAGUAAUGAUACAAAAAAUUACAUGCA